AUGCUCGUCUCGUCCCUGCUCGCCGAGGCGCUGCUGGCCCGCCCGGUAUGGCCCGCGCCGGCUGGCACCCGCACCGCCCGCGCCGGAUGCGCGCCGACCGCGCGCCUCUUCUCCGAGGAGUGGAUGGGUCGGCUCGGCACCGCGACUGCCUCCAAGGCGAAGCGCGCAGAGCGGCUGCCGGCGUCGGCACUGGCGCCCGGCUGCGUGCUGGUGGCGGAGCCGGGCUCGUUCGACCACUACUUUCUCGAGUCGCUCGUCCUCCUCCUCGAGCACGGCCCCGCCGGCAGCCGCGGCGUGCUGCUCAACCACGAGACUCCGUGGCAGGUGGACGAGAUGGGGCCCGCGGCAGCCCUCGGCCCGUUCGCCGCCAACCCGCUCUUCCUGGGCGGCGACGCGGGCGCGGACACGAUGGUGGUGGUGGUGGUGGUGCGCGCGGUGGAGGAGGGCGCGCUGCCCACGUCGCGGUUCAAGUUCUUCUACAAGAGCGUCGAGUUUCUGCCCGGGGCCCUCGACGCGCAGGUGGCGGACGACCUCUUCUCCCUGGCUGCUCUGUCGCCCGCCUGGUUGUACGGCCAGGCAGGGCAGCGGUCGAUGUGGGCAGAGGCGCGCGCGCGGGCAAAGCACGACGACGAGCUCAAGGCGUACGUGGCGACGCUGCAGGCGGAGGCGGCGGCGGAGGAGGCGGCAGCGGCCGCCAAGGCGGCGGCGGAGGCGGCGUUUGCGGCGGAGGCGGCGCCGCCGAGUGCCGCGGCGGCGGAGGUGGCGGCGGCGGAGGUGGUGCCGGCGGAGGAGGCGACGGCGGCGGCGACGGAGGCGGCGGCAGCGGCGGGGGAGGGGGAGGCGGGGGAGGGGGAGGCUGCGGCGGCGGCGGCGACGGAGUGGCUUGCGGCGCGUGGAAUCGUCGCGCCCCCCGCCAAGCAAACACGCGAGGGCGGGGGCGGCGAGGGCGGCGAGGGCGGCGAGGGCGGCGAGGGCGGCGAGGGCGGCGAGGGCGGCGAGGGCGCACAGGGUUCGAGCGCGUCGCAGCUGGCGGAGGUGCUUGAGUACCGGCGCUACAUGGGGAACGACCAGUGGCGGGUGCGGUGGCGCGGCGACGGGGGCGAGAGCCGCGAGAGCUGGGAGCGGUGGGCGGUCCUCGACGGCGAGGCGCUGCGGGAGCGGGCGGCGGCGCUGAGGGAAGAGCGGCGCGGGUAG
This is a messenger RNA of Emiliania huxleyi CCMP1516, 1194 nucleotides long. RefSeq lists its product as hypothetical. NCBI's taxonomy places the organism in Eukaryota, Haptophyta, Isochrysidales, Noelaerhabdaceae. The transcript is spliced from 5 exons. The coding region runs from base 1 to 1194 and encodes 397 amino acids. The record is from RefSeq and is a predicted model, not a curated record.